Molecule: messenger RNA, 3203 nt
Organism: Agrilus planipennis (emerald ash borer)
Lineage: Eukaryota; Metazoa; Arthropoda; Insecta; Coleoptera; Buprestidae
Product: transmembrane channel-like protein 3
Exons: 7
Coding region: 24-3143 (1039 amino acids)
Cellular component (GO): plasma membrane
Molecular function (GO): mechanosensitive monoatomic ion channel activity
Source: RefSeq, a predicted model, not a curated record
UUGAUUUUAAAUACGUUUCCAGAAUGGCCGAAAAUUCCCGCAUGUCAAAACUGUCUGAAAAGGAAGAUGAAUGUGUAUUUACAUGGAAAGUUUUCACAGGAUGGGAUUACAUGAUAGGGAACGCUGAAACAGCCCACAACAGAGUCUCGUCGAUCGUUAUGGGCUUCAAGGAAGCCCUUCUGGAAGAGGCAGAGAAAAAAAGAGACAGCAGAAACUGGAGAAUAAUUUCGUCGAGAGUUUUUGUAAACUUGAUGGUUGUUAGUCUUCUAAUAUCGUCCGCUUGGGUUGUAAUCAAAGUUGUGACGAGAUCAACUGAACCAGAAUCGAUGAGUACCGUGUGGAGAAGGAACGAAAUAACAGUGGUCCUAAAUCUUAUUACGACCUCAUUUCCUAUUGGUUUCGAAAUACUUGGUAUUAUCGAAAAAUAUCACCCGAGAAAGGCCCUACGUAUACAACUAGCAAGGAUUAUGGUACUGAAUCUGUUAAAUGUUUAUUCAUUAAUUUUCGCUCAGUUUGUUAAAAUAGAUGGAAUGACAAAACGUUUAAAUGAAAUAAAGCCAAUAUUUUCGAAUGAUACAAUUUUAAAAGGACAUAAUCCGGCGUUGUAUAAAAUUAAAAGCGACCAAACAGAAUGUCUCUGUGAUGGUAUGAAGGCAGUUUCAUCUCCCACAACUCCAAUCGUUCUAAAUGUAACUACCACAGCAAUUCCUCAACUUUAUAACUUUACCACUGAUGAUUACUCAGAAACUUUUAGUCAAACACAAAGUUCCAUUGACGAUAAUGAUUUUGAUACGACAACUUACGAAAGUACAGACUUUCAAAAUGACAACAUCUCAUACACUACUGAACAUUCAACUACAAUUUUGACUAUGAAUGAAUCAACAGACACGUUUUCAUUUAACGAAAGUUCAUUCAACAUCAGUACUUACAAUACGUCUGACAAUAUGUCGGUUUCAACAGAACGGCAAAACUCAAAUAACAGUGGUGACUUAGAUGAAGGAAUAGGCUUAGAUUAUUACUCAUACGAAGACGAUUCUGAGGAUAAUUGGAGCGAUCGACUGAUGAAGGAGCUGGAAGAUAUUAACGAGUUUAACAUCACCACGUCAACGUUUGAAACAGAAACAAAUACAUCCUCGAGCUAUUUAGAACAAAACUUUACAGAUUUUGUGCAGAAUAAUAAUUCUGAAACUUAUACCGAUAGAAGCGAACUCACUUCUGUCUUUUAUGAAAAUGAAACGUCAACAAAUGCUGAUAUUAGUAGUGAAAGUGAAAAUGAAGAUACUUCAUCCGACAUACCGGCGACUUCUGAAACAACAAAUAAUUUCAGCGAAUAUUACAAAAAAGCCGACAAUAAUUUGUUCCGAUCUAUAACAAAAACAUGGAACGACUCGACUGAUGAGUCACAACAAACGACCACUGAAGAAACUCCAAUUUGCGAAACAAUAUGUAAAAAUUUGGCUCUCAAUAACAAAACAACACCGAACGAUAUAACAAAACUGUCUGAUUUGGAAGAAAAGGCUAGCGAACUGCCGUAUCAAAACAGAAGCGAGCUUCGUACACUCUGCUGGGAAACAAUGUUCGGCCAGGAGCUGGUCAAAAUUGUCAUAAUGGACUUGGUAAUGACAGCUUUAGGAAUUCUGGGCGUCGAUUUUUUCAGAGGAUUAUUUUUAAGAGUUAUGAACAGGUGCUGGUGUUGGGAUUUGGAAAAGAAGUUCCCGGAAUACGGUGAAUUCAAAGUAGCUGAAAAUAUCCUUCAUCUAGUGAAUAAUCAGGGAAUGGUAUGGAUGGGAAUGUUUUUUUCUCCUGGACUUGUUUGGAUUAACGUUAUCAAGCUUUACAUUCUCAUGUAUCUUCGCUCUUGGACUGUUCUUACAUGCAACGUUCCACAUUCAGUGGUGUUUAGAGCGUCUAGAUCGAAUAACUUUUACUUCACAUUACUCCUUAUGAUGUUAUUCCUUUGCACCCUGCCGGUGGGUUACGCUGUAGUGUGGGUGGAGCCCUCCUGGCAUUGCGGACCAUUCUCUAAUUACACCAGAAUCUUCCAUAUAUUCACCACAACCAUCAAAAGCAUCGUUCCUAAAAAUCUCCACAAGGUUUUAGAUUACAUUGCAUCUCCUGGGAUUAUUAUACCAUUACUCAUCCUUCUCAUUUUAAUUAUUUACUAUUUGGUGUCUUUAACAGGGGCUCUUAGGGAAGCCAAUAAUGACCUAAAGAUUCAGUUACGCCAAGAAAGAACAGAAGAAAGAAGAAAAAUGUUUAAACUGGUGGACAGGCGACGAAGAAUAGGUUCUGGAGGAUCGGGAGAAUUUGAUAAUACACCUUUCGCCAGAUGGAAGAAAUUGCUGAACAAUCUACCGAAUCAAAAAAGUCUUGAAGAGGUAGUAAAAGAACCAGAAAUGGAUGCCCUGGAUCAAGAACAAAAAGACGGCAACAAAACUAAAGAAAUUUUAGCCAAAUUUAUACGAAAAGCACUAGGAAGGGCAUCAACUUCUGAAGAGGAAAAUCCUCCACUUCCUGACGAUGCUACAGACAACGAGCAGCAUGAAUCUUUACCAGACGAUAUAAAUACACCAAAGCAAGACGUUCGAAGUCCGAAAAGUCCACGAACCAGAACCAAUGCUGUUUUCCAAAACUUUCAAAACACAGUUCAUCUGGCGUUAUCUCGUAAAAGAUCGAACUCAGAAGCUAACGAAGAUCCUCAAAUCAAUCUUACCUCUCCAUCAUCAAUUUCGCCCAAACAUAAAGACACGUCUUCUUCCAGCAUCAAUUUACAUGAGGUGUCUUCGUCAAAACAAAACGGAUCCAAAAGGCACCUAAAAAGUAAUCGGCCACCAAAAUGGACAGACAACAUCCCUUUGAUAACAAUAAGCAAAACCGAGAGCGAUGAUAGUUUGUUAAAAUCGUCCACCAUUGAUAUAAAGGCAAAGACGGAAGAAAGUUCCCAAAACAAGGAAGAAAAGGUGAAAUCAUUUGAUACUGACGUGCCCAGUGGAAGUAAGAAAGUUCCAGAAAACUUGAAAAAUCAAAGUAAAGAAAGGCAUACAAAACCAAAAGAAAAACACUUGAGGAAACAAAGUACGGUUGAAAAUAAUGAAGAUAGUAUUAGUGACAAUGAAAAACACAAAAGCAGUUUAUCUAUUUAAGAUUUUUAUCUAUUUUAUUGCUUACGAAAAUAUAAAUAAGUGUAUGCUGUGGAUUUAAUA